AUGUUCGCCGCUAAGCUUCUUCUCGCCACCGCCUUCGCUGCCAUCGUCGUCCUCGCGGACGACUACGUCCAUUGCGAGACGUCCGACGCCAGCCCGCCCGUGACCGGCUGCCAGACCAUUUCGGACGGCUUUGCGCAGGGUGCAGACCCCGACUGCGCGCAGCCAUACGGCUCCGGCUGCCGGACGGUCGUCUCGAACAACCUGGGGUGCACUUUCGUGCUCUGCAUGCAGGACGGCACGUCUCCGCAGUGCUCGGAUCCGGCCAGCGCUGCGAAGUUCACGAAGGCGCUCAUCGACCAGUGCGCGAAGGAUGGGAAGGUCGGCGGGUAUUACCACCAGGAUCUGGGAGACGGCCAUUAUCUGAACUACGAGUUCACGGCGAAGUAG
Schizophyllum commune H4-8 is the source of this 387-nucleotide messenger RNA. RefSeq lists its product as uncharacterized. The record is from RefSeq and is a predicted model, not a curated record. Lineage: Eukaryota; Fungi; Basidiomycota; Agaricomycetes; Agaricales; Schizophyllaceae. The coding region runs from base 1 to 387 and encodes 128 amino acids. The transcript has a single exon.